AUGACAGGACGCAUAGAUGGCAUUAUCAUACUCGACAACAACGGCAAGCCCAUCAUCAGCUCGAACUUUUCAUCCCACGCCCCCUCAUACCCUUCACUCCACAUAGACGCGUACAAUGCCGCCCGCAAGAGAACGGCCGAGCUGGAUCCGGUACUGUGGGUCAAUACGCUGGACAAUGGGAGGACAGGGAUGGCAGGGGCCGGACUCUGUCAUUCGCAGAGGGAUGGGCUGUGUUUCUUGAUCCCAGUAGGACUGGAAGUGAACCCACUAUUCGGCUUCUCCUUCCUCGACUCGUUUCUUGAAACGCUUCGCGACUACUUGGGCCAAGUCACAGAGUCUAUGAUCAAGGACAACUUUGAUAUCGUCUACAUGCUCAUCGAAGAAAUGCUGGACGAAGGACACCCUUUGACUAUGGAAACAAACAUGCUCAAAGACAUUGUCCUACCUCCCAGCAUUGUCAGGAAGAUCCUUAAUGCGGCCGGUAUCACUAUCACUAACAGCUCUAGAUUAUCAACAACAAAUUCGGCCCCCUUCACAGCGCCCAUACCCUGGCGAAAGCCUGGCGUGCGGCACAACAACAACGAAAUAUAUUUCGACAUUGAAGAAUCGCUGGAUGCUAUAGUAGACAGGAAGGGCAACGUUUUGUCAUCGAAUGUAUGGGGCCGCAUCAAUUGCAAUUCUAGGUUAUCAGGCAACCCUGACCUCUUGUUGAGCUUUGCCAACCCAAAAACCAUGGACCAAUGCUCCUUCCAUCCUUGUAUCCGACAUGGGCGGUGGAAGAAGGAUAGUGUGUUAUCGUUCAUCCCUCCGGACGGUAAAUUCCGGCUACUAGAAUACGAGGCCUCAGCAAGUACGGCCAAGAACCAGCUUCCCAUAUCCUUGAAAGCGGCCAUGGCUACAGAAAGCCACAGCGCAGGCCGCUUCUCUCUCACCCUUUCUUCCCGCGUCAACUCCUUACCGCUGGAAAAUAUCGUCAUCUCCAUCUUCCUCGGCAAGGGAGCCACCUCGGUCAAUGCCACUGCCACGGGAGACAGACGGCCGCUGCAUAGUCACGUCGGCAAAGAGGAGAAUGCUGAAGGGUUCGUGGGCGGCGGCACGUGGGAUUUCGACCCUCAUACGCAAGUGCUGCGGUGGAGAAUAAGCUCGUUGGUGACGACAGAAAGGUCGCCCACUUUGGCCGGGUCGUUUACCACUACUGAAGCCCAACCCAUCAUAUCUCCAUCGUUCGAGGUCAACUUUUCUGUCCAGAACUUUUGUUUCUCGAAUUUGAGAGUGGACAAGCUCAAAGUACAAGGGGACGUCAUGUACAAGCCGUUCAAGGGGGUGAAGAUGCUGGGACGGGCGGGCAAGGUGGAGGUGCGGUGGUGA
Messenger RNA from Cryptococcus wingfieldii CBS 7118, 1368 nucleotides. RefSeq names its product AP-3 complex subunit mu. The coding region runs from base 1 to 1368 and encodes 455 amino acids. Gene Ontology annotation, biological process: intracellular protein transport; endocytosis. The record is from RefSeq and is a predicted model, not a curated record. Gene Ontology annotation, cellular component: cytoplasmic vesicle; clathrin adaptor complex. Lineage: Eukaryota; Fungi; Basidiomycota; Tremellomycetes; Tremellales; Cryptococcaceae. The transcript is spliced from 9 exons.